Molecule: messenger RNA, 621 nt
Organism: Olea europaea var. sylvestris
Lineage: Eukaryota; Viridiplantae; Streptophyta; Magnoliopsida; Lamiales; Oleaceae
Product: mitogen-activated protein kinase homolog MMK2-like
Exons: 2
Biological process (GO): intracellular signal transduction
Cellular component (GO): cytoplasm; nucleus
Molecular function (GO): protein serine/threonine kinase activity
Source: RefSeq, a predicted model, not a curated record
AAGCUUAUAGGUUCACCUGAUGAUGCCAGUCUCGGAUUUCUGAGAAGUGACAAUGCCCGAAGAUAUGUUAGGCAGCUUCCGCAGUAUCCAAGGCAACAAUUUUCUGCCAGAUUUCCAAACACUUCUCCUGGAGCUCUGGAUUUACUUGAGAAAAUGCUUGUUUUUGACCCAAGCAAACGCAUUACUGUUGAUGAGGCUAUUUGCCAUCCAUACUUGGCCCCUCUUCAUGAAAUCAACGAGGAGCUUGUUUGCCCUCAGCCUUUCGUUUUUGAUUUCGAGCAGCCAUCAUUCACUGAAGAGAAUAUCAAGGAGCUCAUUUGGAUGGAAUCCGUAAAACUUAACCCAGACCCGACUCACUGAGGAAUGUCAUCGCUUGAUGUAAGCCGAAAGAAUACCGACAUCUGUAGGAAUCUGUGUUGGACACAUAAAAAAUUCCCCAAAAGGGAGUGAACAAUAGUUUUAAUGGAGAUAUUGGGAUAUGAUAAACAUCGUACUUAGGUUUUACAACCUUGUAUUGAUCAUAUUAUCUUUCUAUUGAAUGUUGUAAAAGAGGAGUUGAACUGAGUUUUUUUCAAGAACAUGCUGAGAUGAGCCAAUUAGAGUUAAAUUUUGAAUUUCUGA